GUGUCCACCCCGCAGGGCUCCUGACCCACCGCGGACGGCACCCCUUCCCAGACUCUGGUCGGGCCGGACUCCGCAGAGCUGCGUCGGCAAUGGCUCACGAGGAGCUGUGGGCCCAGCCAGCCUUGGAGAUGCCGAAGCGACGGGACGUCCUCGCCAUCGUGCUCAUCGUGCUUCCCUGGACGCUGCUGGUCACCGUGUGGCACCAGAGCACCAUCGCGCCCCUGCUCACCGCGCGCAAGGAUGAUAGUGGUGACCCCCGGCACGAGGCGCCACCUGGCACAGACCCCAGGGAGUACUGCAUGUCCGACCGGGACAUCGUGGAGGUGGUGCGCACAGAGUACGUGUACACGCGGCCCCCGCCCUGGUCUGACACUCUGCCCACCAUCCACGUGGUGACGCCCACCUACAGCCGCCCGGUGCAGAAGGCAGAGCUCACGCGCUUGGCCAACACCCUGCUGCACGUGCCCAACCUGCACUGGCUGGUGGUGGAGGACGACGCGCCGCGCCGCACCCCGCUGACGGCACGCCUGCUGCGCGACACCGGCCUCAACUACACACACCUGCACGUGGAGACACCCCGCAACUACAAGCUGCGGGGGGAUGCGCGUGACCCGCGCAUCCCUCGGGGCACCAUGCAGCGCAACCUGGCGCUGCGCUGGCUGCGGGAGACCUUCCCACGCAACUCCAGCCAGCCCGGCGUCGUGUACUUCGCGGACGACGACAACACCUACAGCUUGGAGCUCUUUGAGGAGAUGCGCAGCACCAGGAGGGUGUCUGUGUGGCCCGUCGCCUUCGUCGGGGGCCUUCGAUACGAGGCCCCAAGGGUCAACGGGGCAGGGAAGGUGGUCGGCUGGAAGACGGUGUUCGACCCCCACCGGCCAUUUGCCAUAGACAUGGCGGGAUUUGCAGUCAACCUGCGGCUCAUCCUGCAGCGAAGCCAGGCCUACUUCAAGCUGCGUGGCGUGAAGGGCGGCUACCAGGAGAGCAGCCUGCUGCGCGAGCUUGUCACCCUCAGUGACCUGGAGCCCAAGGCAGCCAACUGCACCAAGAUCCUGGUCUGGCACACACGGACUGAGAAACCUGUGUUGGUGAAUGAGGGGAAGAAAGGUUUCACUGACCCCACGGUGGAGAUCUGAGCCCCGGACACAGGAGCGCCUUCUGAGACCUGCUCCUGGCCGCCUUCUCUCCCCACGCUGUGUCCCUCCGAGGCGCACUCCUGUGGACUCGCUGCCCCCCUCCCUUCCCUGUGGGGCCUUCAGAGAGCCCGGCCCGAGGCCGGGACGAAGGACGGAGACCCUGAAGCACAGAACCCCCAGACCUGUUGGGCUCCACCCGCCCGGCAGUCCUGCGGAGUCGACGCCAUGGGCCCCGAACCAGGGGACUGCCCGGCUGGGACGGAGGUGAGAGCCCCGCAGAGCGGCCCUGGCCCCACGGUCACGGGACGGCGGCCCCCAGCCCCUGGCGUCCGGACCGAGCUGCUCCCGGGAGAGGAGGCCGGCCGCCCCCAGCGUGCUUUCCUCACUCCCGCCUGCAGAGCCUGGGGCCGUCUGAGCGCCCGGCAGGCCAGUCCGUACCUCACCUCGCGAAGGGAGCAGAGCCCCUCCAGGCCCUCGCCCCA
Odocoileus virginianus texanus is the source of this 1618-nucleotide messenger RNA. NCBI's taxonomy places the organism in Eukaryota, Metazoa, Chordata, Mammalia, Artiodactyla, Cervidae. The record is from RefSeq and is a predicted model, not a curated record.